Colletotrichum navitas is the source of this 927-nucleotide messenger RNA. RefSeq names its product H+-ATPase G subunit-domain-containing protein. Gene Ontology annotation, molecular function: proton-transporting ATPase activity, rotational mechanism. Gene Ontology annotation, cellular component: vacuolar proton-transporting V-type ATPase complex. The coding region runs from base 305 to 652 and encodes 115 amino acids. Lineage: Eukaryota; Fungi; Ascomycota; Sordariomycetes; Glomerellales; Glomerellaceae. The record is from RefSeq and is a predicted model, not a curated record. Gene Ontology annotation, biological process: proton transmembrane transport. The transcript has 6 exons.
GGUCUCGACCGGUUCUUGCUCCACUCUGAUGCUUCGUGGGAGGUAUAGUGUACUCGCGUACAGUGCCUAAAGCCUUACAGCAGUGCACUGUAAUCUUAGCGUAUCGACAGCGACGUACCUCAUCCUCUCACUGGAGCUGUCUCUCCCACUGAUUGAUUGUGUUUGUCGACAACUACAAGCUAUCGACACCUUCCCCAUAUUGAUCACCUCACGACAUCCAACGGCUGGCAUCUCUAAUUCUCGUCCUCUAUCUGACGCCGAUUUCUUCCUACACUUGCCAGUCUACCUACGACGGCCCUAUACAAUGUCGGCUCAGAACUCGGCCGGUAUCCAGACCCUUCUGGACGCGGAGAGAGAAGCCUCCAAGAUUGUCCAGAAAGCCCGAGAGUUCCGUACAAAGAGAGUAAAGGAAGCCCGCGACGAAGCCAAGAAGGAAAUCGAGGCAUACCGCAACUCUAAGGAGGAAGAGUUCAAGAAGUUCGAGUCCGAGCACUCCCAAGGAAAUAAAGCGGCCGAGGACGAGGCGAACAACGAGGCCGAGGAGAAGAUCAAAGAGAUCAAGGAUGCUGGAAAGAAGAGCCAGGACAAGGUUGUCGCUGAUCUCCUGAAGGCCGUUUUCGAGGUCAAGCCUGUUGCACCAAGUGCCGCAUAAACAAAUGCCAACUCCCUAUAUGACAACCGAACAUACUGGAAGUGCGAGGCCCAAACCAUGGUAUACCUCUUGAGUAAACACAAUGGAAGUCGGUGGUCUUGCGGAAGGGCCGCAGAAACAUGUUUAGGUGGACACGGUUGUAAGAAAGCAGCCCAGAAACCCAGUGCGACGAUAGCUUUACCAACUAGGCUACCGAGAACUUUGGCGGCGAUACACCUCACUUUGAUCCGGUGGCGGUUAUAGUGGUAUCUUCAGAAUUACACCUAGCUAACCUG